CACUGUUAAAAGGUCUCACGAGAGGCACACCCAGCCUUCAGCGGGUGGGAUGGAAACGCGGCGAGCACUCUCGCGAGACCUGAAGUAACCACAGCUGCAGCUGCCAAAGGGAGGAGCCGAGCACCGGAAGUCCUUCAUUUGGAGAGCCGGCCCCCACGCCGGAAGGGGCCUGACUUUUCUUUAAAAGAGGCCAUUUUCCCGGAAAUAGGAAGACGCCUACUUGGCUGGAAGUUCCACUUCCUUGAGCUCUCCUCCUCUUCUGGAGGUUUUCCUGUAGCCUGUGCUCGCCUUUGCCCCCUUUCCUUGUUUUAUCCUUAGAGUAGAAAAGAAUGCUUUUAGUGUCCUAGUUUCGCCGAACUGGUUGAGUAUCUCGCUCCCCACGGUGAGGCUCCUGCCUCACGCCCCCGUGUAGCUGGGAAGGUGGGAACCAGGCAUGUUUGGACUCCGGGGACGCUGAAGGAAGGGCAGAGAGAGGACACAGAGCCCCUCUUCUGCACCUGCUACCAGACUAGGUCUCCUCUAGUCUCGCCUCCCGCCGCCAUGCACCCCGCGGCCUUCCUGCUUCCCAUGCUGGGAGCCACCGUGCUGUGGGGAGCGGCCCCCAUCCGGGGGCUCAUUCGAGCCACUUCAGGCCGCAAUAACAGCAUGGACUUUGCAGACCUGCCAGCUCUCUUUGGGGCUGCCUUGAGCCACGAGGGACUUCACGGGUUACUUGUGGAGGCCCAGCCCGCCAACGCCUGCAUGCCCAUUGCCCCGCCACCCCCGGUCGCGGCCAACGGAUCGGUCUUCGUUGCACUUCUCCGAAGAUACGACUGCAACUUCGACCUCAAGGUCCUGAACGUUCAGAAGGCUGGGUAUGGGGCCGCUGUGGUACACAAUGUAAAUUCCAAUGAACUGCUGACUAUGGUGUGGAGCAGCGAGGAGGUCCAGCAGCAGAUCUGGAUCCCGUCUGUGUUUGUUGGGGAAAGGAGCUCCAGGUACCUGCGUGCUCUGUACGUCUAUGAGAAGGGAGCGCAAGUGCUCCUGGUCCCAGACAAUAACUUCCUCCUGGGCUAUUGCCUCAUCCCUUUCACAGGGGUGGUGGGACUGCUGAUUUUGGCCGUGGCAGCAGGGCUGAUAGUUCGUUUCAUCCAGCACCAGAAACAUCUCCAGCGGAAUCGACUGACCAAAGAGCAACUGAAGCGGGUUCCUACACACGACUAUCAGAGGGGAGACCGGUAUGAGGUCUGUGCCAUCUGCCUGGACGAGUAUGAGGACGGAGACAAGCUGAGGGUCCUUCCGUGUGCCCAUGCAUAUCACAGCCGCUGUGUGGACCCCUGGCUCACCCAGACCCGGAAGACCUGCCCCGUCUGCAAGCAGCCUGUUCAUAGCGGCCCUGGAGACGGGGAACAGGAGGGAGAAACUCCGGGGCAAGCAGGUGAUGAGGAAGGGGAGCCAAGGGACCAGCCCGCCACAGAACGGACCCCGCUUUUGGGCUCCAGCCUCGCGCUUCCCACAUCCUUUGGCUCCAUAGCCCCAGCCCCCUUUGUUUUUCCUGGGUCUUCAAUAGAUCCAUUGCCCUCCCCAUCCUCCUCUCCCUCUUCUGCGGCCGUCCUGGUCUGAUACCCCCCUCCCCCCACCUCUGGCCACCUAUCUGCACAGCCCCUGUCCCUGCCUUCAGUCUAACCUUGUGAGGGUUAGGACGCAUUUCCACCGCAGGUUUCUUUCUCCUUUACUCAACCCUAUCCUUUCGAGGGGGCUGGGGGUGGAAAGGGACGGGGUCUUCGCUUACUGGGCUAAUAAAAUUGUUUUUGUGGAGUGAAAACAAAAAGUCAUUCAGAUAAGUGCGAAAGCCAUAGGUGAAAGCUGUCAAAGGCAAUUUGAAAGAGCGUAUUUUAGUAAUUCGUGCCAAGGGUGACCAAAAAAAAAAAAAUCAGAAACGUUAUCUUAAAUCCCUCAGAGUAUCUUAAUUUACCUCGGGAUAUUAACAUUUUACAUUUGGCCUUGAUGCAAGUUCUCCUAUCUGUAAAAAUUUCAGCGCAUUUCUUUUAACCAUUUUUGAGAGGGGUGGAUAUUAAUUGAAUAAAUGACUCUUAUCUAAAUGUUGAAUUAUCGUCAGUUAGUGCCUCGAGAGUGCAAAACUGUUGAAAUGUCCAUGGGGUCAUGACAAAAAAUAACUAGGUUGCAGGUCCCCUGUCCUCUGCUCUUCUUAUGUGUUAAGUGCCUGUGUAAACAUAACACGUUUAAUUGCUUUACAGCAUGUGGUCUUUUAGUAUUCAGAUAUGGCUAAUUGGGGUGGAAUUUCAGGAGGAUGCGUUUUAGCUUUGUCUUUUGUUUAAAUGAAGGACCCAUGCCACACGACAUGCUUUUCACCUGAGAGAGGUGACUGUUAGGCCAUAUUUUCUGUGCGUGGAGCUCCCUAUGCGUAAUUCAGGAGUUAGCUAAUACCCUUCCUUUUUAGAAAUUAAGGUCAUUUUCACCUUUUAAUGAUUGUUCUUAUUAGCUAAGCAAGUUCUUAUUGUAUGCCUGCUUUCAGCUCACCUCCGACUUCCUGAUCCUGCAUUGAUAAUGCAAAUGAUUAAAUACUCUGUUAUUUGGAUUAGAAUGUUCUCUUUCAUGCAAGCCUUGAAAUAACUUUUACACGGAAGGACUUCUGCAUUGGAAAACAGAGUCAGUAGUCAUGAGAAAAUGGAAUAUUUAAGUGAACGUAUAGUUUUAUUUCGAUAAAGAUACAUGUGAAAUCACGGUUUUAGAACUGAGACGGUUCUGUUAAGGCAAUUGCAAAUAUUAGUCCGAUGGAUGAUCUGUUCUGUUCAUUAAUGUUAUGCUCCAGGUUUUUAUUUCAAUAUUUUUCACAAUGUGCAUCUUUUGGCAUGAGAUUCUAUUAAAAUGUGUGCAUUGAUGAGCAUUAGACAAUCUUGAGGGCUGCACAACCAUGGGAUCUCCAAGGAACAGACGCUGAGGUGGAGUUUUGUGUUUAUAAGUUGGUUGAGGAGUGAAGGAAGCAGAACUGGGCAGAGGUAAGAGUUGAAGGU
Molecule: messenger RNA, 3014 nt
Organism: Panthera uncia (snow leopard)
Lineage: Eukaryota; Metazoa; Chordata; Mammalia; Carnivora; Felidae
Product: E3 ubiquitin-protein ligase RNF167-like
Exons: 1
Coding region: 541-1602 (353 amino acids)
Biological process (GO): ubiquitin-dependent protein catabolic process; positive regulation of DNA-templated transcription; protein ubiquitination
Cellular component (GO): nucleoplasm; cytoplasm
Molecular function (GO): ubiquitin protein ligase activity; zinc ion binding
Source: RefSeq, a predicted model, not a curated record